UCUUUAUUUUAUUGACCUUUCCAGUUGAGUGAGUGAUGUGUCUCCAGUCUUGUUGCAGAGCACAGCCUCCUCCCAGUUGAGGGUCACUGUGGCAGAGACAGCCAGCUGCUCAUCUAUCUCUCUGGUCUCAGUGAUACUUAAUGAGAUUAGCUGUUGGUGUAAGCCUGCGUCAGUCCAAAGGGGUCAAUCACAGGAUUAGCACCUUGCUUAAGACUUACAUCAGUUUAUUACACUUUUUCCUCUUCACUUUUUCCACAUUUCUGGCUCUUUGUGUUACAUUUUGGAGCCUCUGAGGCAUGUUUGCCUGUAAUUCUGCUUACAUCUGUGGAGUGUGGAUUUUGUAAUGCAUCAUGUCGCCCUGGGACUGAGUCUGUCUCGAGCCAUAGCCAUUGAAUGAAGCAUCUUCCAGGGGAGGAAGAGGAGUGGGGGCAGCCGGAGAAGUGAAGGGGCCAACGGGCCAGAAUCUGGAGUGCUGUGAGUCUGAGACUGUGGACCAGUCUGCCUCAUGCCGCUGGUAAACAACAAGGUAGCCGAUGGAUGCACGGUCGGCACAGAGAAGGCUUUGGCUGAUGGAAAAGCUCUGGUGGAUUCUCUGGUGAAGGUGGUGGCGUGUUACCGUCACUUGGCUUCGUGCGUUGGCGGCUGCUCAGACAGUUUGCAGCUUCGAGAUGAGCUGCGACAAACACGGGAAAAGGCCCAGAAGUUGGCUGUGGACAUCUGCAGUCACCUGACCACACACCUCAGGAACAAGAGCCUCCCUGAAGAGCAGCGGAAGGAGAUGGAGCUCCUGUGGGUGGCCUUCUCCUCCAGCCUGGAACUCCUCCAUGUCGACAUGUGUAAAGUGUUCAACAUCGGUGACAUCUUCUGUCUGGCCAACACAAAAAAUCUGGUGCAGACCGGCCUACAAGGAGGCGGCAGCGAGGUCGCCGCUCGGGCUCUCAGCCUGCCGGACCUGAACCAGGCUCAGACCUCCACUCUCCCUGCAGGUCUGGAGAUCCUAGAGCGCAGCACCAUGGAGAAAGAGAUCAGCCAAAUAGAUCACAUGAUCGAUGACAUGGAGAUGAAGGUCAACGUGCUGCGCUGGAUGGUGGAGCCUCGUGGGCCAAAGCAAGUGGACGAGCUGAGCGGUUCAGACAACACCUCACUUGCUCUCAUGUCGGUUGAGGAGGAGGAGCAGCCUGCACAGCGGUCUCUGUGUCAGCGCAGCCCCAUCUUUGUGCUCUUAUUGCUGCUGCUGGUGGUUUUAGUGGCAGCUACUCUAUCUGUCAGUAUUGUCCUUUUAUCAUGAGCAAAACCCUUUAAACA
This is a messenger RNA of Notolabrus celidotus (New Zealand spotty), 1305 nucleotides long. RefSeq names its product regulator of G protein signaling 9 binding protein (gene rgs9bp). Lineage: Eukaryota; Metazoa; Chordata; Actinopteri; Labriformes; Labridae. The record is from RefSeq and is a predicted model, not a curated record. Bases 506 to 1288 code for a protein of 260 amino acids. Gene Ontology annotation, cellular component: neuron projection. The transcript is spliced from 3 exons. Gene Ontology annotation, biological process: G protein-coupled receptor signaling pathway.